This is a messenger RNA of Lymnaea stagnalis (great pond snail), 1489 nucleotides long. The record is from the annotation of a GenBank genome assembly. Lineage: Eukaryota; Metazoa; Mollusca; Gastropoda; Lymnaeidae.
CGCAAAACAUUCAGAGAAUGGGAGUUGAUGGUCAUACAGUAGGAACUACAAAGUUAGGUCAAAAUCACUCCGCGACGUCUAUGAACUCACCAGUAAUUAUUCUCGACAAACUCAUCGAAGCGGCAAAUGCCUUGUCUAAACUUCCGGGACACAGCGUCGAUUUCCUAACGUCAGCAUUAGAUCACACAUACGGGCAACCAGGGCCAGAUGGAGCGGGGUCAAAUAACCCAUUGAUGAAAAUUAUCAGCAGCUUGAGGCAUCAAAAAUUGGUGGAAUUCACAGGGGGGAGUGUUCCGCCCCUGGGAAUUCGAACCACAGCUGUCCCAGUCUCUCCCCACACCUUGACCCUUACACAAACAACUCCAACGCCCGCUGUUGUUACAAACACACCAAUACCACCGGUAGUUACCUCCUCCGUGUAUCAUGACACAUUGAGACAACCCUAUGACGUCAAUGCGCUCAUGGUGACAAUGUCAAACAAGUUUCAGGGAAUACCCGAUACCGUGUUACGGUCCCUUGUUGUAAAUCUAUUACAACAGCUGGAAUCACAUGGUAACACCUUGUCACAAGACAUCACUCAUUUAGACCCCCAAAAAGUUAGUGAGCUAAAUUAUUUACAAAAUAUGCCACCAAUGUCUAAAGCUGCUGUCACUUGUGCUGUGCCAGGCUGCAUAGGCCAAGAACCUCUGACUAUAACCACUUCACCAUCACCCUUUGUAACACAUGAUUUAAACCCUCAAGACUCUCACAUGAUGGCAAAACCUCAUUCAAAUGAAGAAAAGCCGACCGGCAUACACUAUCAACUUGUUGUAACACCAACUACGACAAAAUCCUCGCCAUUAACCAAUAUUCCAAUAAUCCCAACACCAUUCAAUCCUCCUAAACUUCCACCCAAUACGACUCCACAACCCACAUACCUUUCACACCGAACCCUACAACCCCAUAUAUCACUAUUACAACCACAUCCAACCCUACAAGCUCAUAUCCGACCAUCGCCACCACACACAACCCUACACUCUAUUAUACCGCCAUCCAUGCCACACAAAACCCUACAACCUCAAAUCGCACCAUCCAUGCCACACCCAACACUACAACCUGAUAUCCCAUCAGCCAUACCAAACCCAACACUAAAACCCACUAUCACACCAACCACGACAUCAACAUAUCCUUAUAUCCCAACAUUUCCCUUCACGACCUCCUCUCUUUUAUCAGAUAAAUACGUCACAAUGAACCUGCAUUUCAAGGGCGUAUCACCUCCAGAGACCACUAGCUUCCCCAUUAUGCCACUCAGAAGUCCCUUCACAUCCGCCACUGACAGGGCGGCGAUUUUGUCUUUUCUCCUAUCGGUAAAUUCCAGAGGUGAUCAAUUAAACCCUAAAUCUGUAAAUGUUGAACCCAAAGCUGCCCCUAAUCAACAAAAACCUUUCAUGGACCAUCCCAAAUCUGUCAUGGGCCAACCCAUGCCUGUAAUGGACCAUCCCAAAUCUGU